Molecule: messenger RNA, 455 nt
Organism: Fukomys damarensis (Damara mole-rat)
Lineage: Eukaryota; Metazoa; Chordata; Mammalia; Rodentia; Bathyergidae
Gene: CUNH1orf122
Product: chromosome unknown C1orf122 homolog
Exons: 2
Coding region: 1-123 (40 amino acids)
Source: RefSeq, a predicted model, not a curated record
AUGCCAAGUGGCCAUUAUCCUGGCGGGCACAUCUCAGCCAAACCGGGAGCACCGCCCCAGCCAGCUGUCUCCGCCCGAGGUGGCUUCCCAAAGGAUGCUGGUGAUGGAGCUGCGGAGCCUUAACCCUCCCAAGCCGGGUGCCCUGAUGUCUCUCCCUCCCCAGGGCUGCUGGCUGGACUCUGAAAACUCCCUUCAGUAAAGGGAUCGGUCUUCACAGGCAAUGGCUGGUACUUGUCCUUCAGCCUGGGGUGGCAGCUCUUGCUAGCAGCUGGGUUCACUCCCACUUCAUCUACGCUGAAGGCAGUGCUGUGCUUUGAAAUGUAGCCAACGAAUACCCAAUCUACUUGGAUUUGGGUGGACCAGCAGUGCUCUCCAGAGAGGUGUGGCCCACUUUGGGGGUUCCAGGUGGUAUUACAUGUCCAUUUCAUGCUUUGGGGGCUCUUAGUCCCACCAAA